Molecule: messenger RNA, 3883 nt
Organism: Drosophila melanogaster (fruit fly)
Lineage: Eukaryota; Metazoa; Arthropoda; Insecta; Diptera; Drosophilidae
Gene: flw
Product: flapwing
Exons: 5
Coding region: 553-1545 (330 amino acids)
Cellular component (GO): cytoplasm
Molecular function (GO): hydrolase activity; phosphoprotein phosphatase activity; protein serine/threonine phosphatase activity
Source: RefSeq, marked reviewed
AACGGUCAUACUCAGCUAGCUGUCCGACGAGUUUUGUUAUUGGCGGAGAAAAGAUUACGCUGGUUUAUAAAUUCUCAGUUAAGCCGAUUUCUCAGCUCCUCUCCCCCUGCAGAGAUCUAACACAUCUAUAUAGAUAUAUAUAUUUUAUAUAUUCCUUGAUCGAUUUGCGAUCCCGAAAGUCGAUCAGCCGUGCGUCUAUAUAUUUUUUUUUCUGUUCUUGCCCCUCGUGCAACAUCAGUGAACAUCAGCGGCCCACCGUACAAAAUCUCAAUAAGAAAAAAAGAGAGCAUAAAGUGAAAUUGCCUUUUGCGGCAAGUAAGAAAACGACCAAAAAAGAGAAAAGAAUAUAACGACUAUUUGAAUUAAACAAAGUUUAUUGUUUACAAUAGCAUACAAUACAAGUUUAUAAGCUAACGGGCGUCGCUGUGCGUGUGUGUGUGCUUGUGUGUGCGUGCGUGUAGUUGUUGCGCCAAAAAUUCCAAUCGGAAUUCUGGAACAGCUGGCCACAACAACAAAACGCGGCCAAUAGAAGAACAAUUUAGCUGCUGAAAAAUGGGCGACUUCGAUCUGAAUGUGGACAGCUUGAUACAGCGGCUGCUGGAGAUGCGCAGCUGCCGAACGGGCAAACAGGUCCAGAUGACGGAGGCGGAGGUGCGUGGCCUCUGUCUCAAGUCGCGCGAGAUCUUCUUGCAACAGCCCAUCCUGCUGGAACUGGAGGCACCGCUGAUCAUCUGCGGCGACAUCCACGGCCAGUACACAGACCUGUUGCGCCUGUUCGAGUACGGCGGAUUCCCUCCGGCUGCCAACUACUUGUUCCUCGGCGACUACGUCGAUCGGGGCAAGCAGUCCCUGGAGACCAUCUGUCUGCUGCUGGCCUACAAGAUCAAAUAUCCGGAGAACUUCUUCUUGUUGCGCGGCAACCACGAGUGCGCCAGUAUUAAUAGGAUUUACGGCUUCUACGAUGAGUGCAAGCGCCGAUACAAUGUCAAACUGUGGAAGACUUUCACAGAUUGCUUCAACUGUCUGCCGGUAGCCGCCAUUAUUGACGAAAAGAUCUUCUGCUGCCACGGCGGCCUCAGUCCCGAUCUUCAGGGCAUGGAGCAGAUCCGUCGCCUAAUGCGACCCACAGAUGUGCCGGAUACCGGGUUACUGUGCGAUCUUCUGUGGAGUGAUCCCGACAAGGAUGUUCAGGGUUGGGGCGAGAAUGAUCGCGGUGUGAGCUUCACCUUCGGUGUGGAUGUGGUCUCCAAGUUUUUGAACCGCCACGAGCUGGACUUGAUCUGCCGUGCACAUCAGGUUGUGGAGGAUGGCUAUGAGUUCUUUGCGCGUCGGCAACUGGUCACGUUGUUCUCGGCGCCCAAUUACUGUGGAGAGUUCGACAAUGCCGGCGGAAUGAUGACCGUGGACGACACGCUGAUGUGCUCAUUCCAGAUCCUGAAACCAUCCGAGAAGAAGGCCAAGUAUCUGUACAGCGGAAUGAACUCGUCGCGACCCACAACACCGCAGCGCAGCGCCCCAAUGCUUGCGACCAACAAGAAGAAAUAAUAUAUCCAUCCGCUUCCAUUUCCUUAAAGGUUCAACAAACAACAGAAAUAAACUUUUACAUAGAUACACACAUAUAUACAUAUAAAUAUAACGAAACGAUAGAAAAGGAGAGCGUUAGGCGAUAGUAGAGAAAGGGCAAAUGAUAAAUUAAAUGUGUGAGCUAUUAAAGCAAGCAAAAUCGAAGUGCAUGAAUAUCAACAUCUAUGUGAAUCCGUCAUUAUCUGUUAUCUGAUGUGUCAUCUGUAUCCAACUUGAUUACCUUAUCCGUGUACCUGCUAGUUGCAGCAGCAACAUCAGGAGCAACAACACCAGCAGCAGCAGCAGCAGAAACAUCAGUGAAACACUCAGAGGCCCAUAGUUAAGUCGAUUCCUGCAUUUGAUGAUUAUCUGUUGAAUGGAAAUUGUGACAACGUCCCCGUAACAGCAGCUCCCAGAUCCAAAACUCCCGAAACAUGCAGAUAAAUAAAUACAUUAAAAGUACAGCGAUGUUAAGCAAUGAAUUUAUAUAUAGGCUUAUUAAUGUAAACUAUAUACUAUAUACUUAUAUAUUCAUAACUACAAAAGAGAAACGAAAACAAACCUAAACAAAAAAAAAAAAAAAAAAAAAAAAGGGAAGCAAAGUAUCUGGCCAUUGUGCGACUCCUUUGGGGCUCGCACAGUGGAGCAAACCACAUGGACUAGCUAUCACUUUACUUUUCCUUUUGGCCGUGCGCCGAGCUUACAAAAUUCGCUGCAAAUUGUUCGAUUUUUGGUUCUCUUCCUAUCGACUAAGUGCGCAUUACAAAUUUGUCUAACAAAAUAUUAAGAAAAAUCAAAAAAUAAGAAAGAAAAUUAUAAUAAUUAUAAUAAUGAACGCAAACGAAAUGUAACGAAAACCUAUAUUGUAAGCUUAAAACAGUUCAACUCUGUGUGUGUAUUUUAUUUAUUAUGUAUCUAUAAAUAUAAAUAUAUGUUCUUUUUGUCAUUGUUUAAUUAAUUUAUUGCUUACAUUGUAUUUAUAAAACGCAAAACAAUUAAUCCCUAACAACUAUUUUUUGUCAUUAUACUCGGUUUAAGUGUCAAAAUACUGUUAACGUGUUAAUGGGCAUUUAACGAUUGGGGCUUGUUUUUCAUUGCCUAAACUUUAACUAGAAAAACUCCAACCUAACUUAAUUUGCCUCACACACAAAAAUGAAAAUGAUAAAUAAAUAAAAGAGUAUAAAAUUAACGAAUUUUGAAAGCAUUACUUCGAGUUCUUGAAACACCAAUUUUUGUGCAUAUUUAGUUUAUAAAUAAGAAACGGAAUUCGUUAGGAAUCGAUAGAAUCGGCGAACAAGUGAAUGAGAAUAUAUAUGAAAAUAUAUAAGUAUAUACAGAAGGAACGAAAGAAAAACUAAUUUUUUAAUCGUCGUAACUUAUUAGAUUAUAGUGCCUUUUUUGCCUCCCCAAAUGAAAAUUCACAAACGAUAACGAGCAUGUAAACUAACAAAUGGUUUAUAUAUACAGAUCAUUUACACAUAUACAUAUACAGCUAACGAAUGCUAAUUAUGGAGUAAAGAGUACUGCGUUUAUUUUGUAACAAUUAAAGAAACCACAACUGAUCUAAUAGAGUAUUAUAAUUAAUCCCACUUCAUUUUAGAGAGAAUCUAAAUUCAUUUAAAAAUUGUUAUUCCUCCGACAAAUGUAAGCAUAGUUUGUAGUAGGUUUCAAUUGAUUUGAGCUAACUGGCAAAACACUUUCCAUACUUAAACGAAAUUAGAAGCUUUAAAAUGAUAGGGAUAUCAUUUGUUGAUGUUCCCCGUACUCAAAUAAAGUGAUUUCUUAUUGUUUCGUCAAGAGUACGUUGUGGUUUUAAAUCAAUACGCAUCGAAAAAGAAUGCUGGCGGCAAACAAGUCAAUUAAUUGCAUUACGAGUAAACCGAUAUAGAAAUGAUUGAAAAUGUGAGAAAAACUAAAACUGUGGAGAGAUCUAGCAUUUUAGCUUUGAGCUGUUGUUUUAACACUAACUAUUUGUUGUUAUUCCCGAUUAUUAGCAAUCACAAUUCCCAAUUAUCAGCAUCAGUUUCGUGUGUGUGAGGUAUACAUAUGUGUGUGUGUGUGUGUGUGUGUGUGUGAGCUGCAUUCGCAUACUAGUUUUCAUAUUAAUACACACACAUGCAAACAUACGAGAACUUAUAUAUAUGUAAAUAUAUAUAUAUAUGAACAAUGAAAUAAAUAAAGGUAACGAAAUAUACAAAGUACUACAGUGAGAAACCCAUGCGAAGAAGUGUAGAGAGAGAAAAAGCAAUACGAAAAAACAAAACGUAUAACAGAUACAUAUAUUUAUUAUUAAAAAUCAAAUAAAAAUUAAUUAAAACUU